Molecule: messenger RNA, 1367 nt
Organism: Myotis daubentonii (Daubenton's bat)
Lineage: Eukaryota; Metazoa; Chordata; Mammalia; Chiroptera; Vespertilionidae
Product: leukocyte immunoglobulin-like receptor subfamily B member 4
Exons: 5
Coding region: 1-783 (260 amino acids)
Source: RefSeq, a predicted model, not a curated record
AUGAGCCCCACCCUCAAGGCUCUGCUCUGCCUCAGGCUGAGUGUGGGCCUCAGGACCCCAGUGCAGGCAGGGCCCCUCCCCAAGCCCAUCAUCUGGGCUGAGCCAGGUCCUGUGAUCCUCAGGGGGAACCCCAUAACCAUCUGGUGUCAGGGAACACGAAAGGCUAAGGAGUACCUAAUUUACAAAGAGGGAAGCCCAGCACCAUGGAAACGACAGAAGCCACAGGAGCCUGGGGACAAGGCCAAGGUCUUUAUCACACACAUGACAGAGCAUGAUGCAGGGAUAUAUCACUGUUACUAUCUCAGUUCCACUGGCUGGUCAGGGCACAGUGACUUCCUGGAGCUGCUGGUGACAGGAAUGUACAGGAAACCCUCCCUCUCAGCCCAGCCGGGACCCUCAGUGCCCAGGGGAGCGACCGUGACCCUGCAGUGUGGGUCUGAGAUCUGGUUGGACACCUUCCACCUCCACCGGGAGGGGUCACUGGACCCUCCCCAGCACCUUCGUCUGCAGAACACGUCUGCACCCUCUCAGGCCAACUUCACCCUCAGUUCUGUGAGCUCAGGCCACCAGGGGACCUACAGGUGCUAUGGCUCAAACAGCACCUCCCCCUACCUGCUGUCACAGCCCAGUGACCCCCUGGAGCUGCUGGUCUCAGCCCAAGACUACAGAGUGGAGAAUCUUAUCCGGAUUGUUGUGGCUGGCUUGGUCCUGUUGGUGCUCGGGGUGCUGCUAUUUGAGGCUCGAAACAACCUGAUAAGGACCCUCGAUGCAGCCAGUUUGUGAACACAGAGGGAACAAUGCACCGUUCAGAGUGGGGAGCCUUGGAGCCCAUCUGAAGAUCCCAGGAGGUGCUUAAGGAAAGUUGGGACCAUUGUUGGGGAAACUGCCUGUUGAGAAUGUCCAGGGGAGUUGAUGUGGUAGGUGAGGUCUGGUUGCAGGAGAACAUGGGCCAUGUCCUCCUCUAUCCACCUGGGUUGCUGUCCCUCCCUCCCUGACCUCGCUGACUCUCCUCCACUGCCCUCUGUUCUCACCCUGUGACAUUAGGGUCCGUCCCACAUGGCUGGUUUGGAUUCACAUCUAUACACUUCUUCAUGCUGGGUCACAUCCAUCCCAACAAAAUGAGGUAUCUUCACAACCCUGGGAUUAGUUUAAACCAUAAAGGACAAAGGACAGGUACCUGGUCCAUAGUGGGAAAACCUCAUAAUAAUGCAGCUCAGGGACAGAAACCGGACACAAAAUGGAAUCAGCUUUUGUGUGAUUCCCUUUAUGCGAAAUGUCCAGGAGAAGGAAACCCAUAGAAACAGAAAUCAGAUUGGUUUGUCAGGGGUUGAGCAGGAGGACAGAUGGGAGACGAACUGUUUGGUGUG